Molecule: messenger RNA, 3812 nt
Organism: Globicephala melas (long-finned pilot whale)
Lineage: Eukaryota; Metazoa; Chordata; Mammalia; Artiodactyla; Delphinidae
Gene: CUL4B
Product: cullin 4B
Biological process (GO): protein ubiquitination; ubiquitin-dependent protein catabolic process; DNA damage response
Cellular component (GO): Cul4B-RING E3 ubiquitin ligase complex
Molecular function (GO): ubiquitin protein ligase binding
Source: RefSeq, a predicted model, not a curated record
CCCUCCUCCCUUUCCACUUCUCUGCCCCCCCUUCUCCCUCCCCCACCCCACCCCCACUCAAGUCCUGGGAACCUGGGGGCUUCGGGAUCUGGGCGCUAUGAAAAGUGUCUGCUCAGUCACUUCCGGUUUUUCUUCCCCCAAUCCCUCAGCUGCUGCUGCUGCUGCUCAGGAGGUCAGAUCUGCCACUGAUGGUAAUACCAGCACCACUCCGCCCACCUCUGCCAAGAAGAGAAAGUUAAACAGCAGCAGCAGCAGCAGCGGCAGUAACAGUAGUAACGAGAGAGAAGACUUUGAUUCCACCUCUCCCUCCUCUUCCACUCCUUUACAACCCAGGGAUUCGGCAUCCCCUUCAACCUCGUCCUUCUCCUGCCUGGGGGUUUCAGUGGCUGCUCCCAGCCACGUACCGAUACAGAAGAAGCUGCGUUUUGAAGACACCCUGGAGUUUGUAGGGUUUGAUGCGAAGAUGGCUGAGGAAUCCUCCUCCUCCUCCUCCUCAUCUUCACCAACUGCUGCAACAUCUCAGCAGCAGCAACUUAAAAAUAAGAGUAUAUUAAUCUCUUCUGUGGCUUCGGUGCAUCACGCAAACGGCCUAGCCAAAUCUUCUACCACCGUCUCUAGCUUUGCUAACAGCAAGCCUGGCUCUGCUAAGAAGUUAGUGAUCAAGAAUUUUAAAGAUAAGCCUAAAUUACCAGAAAACUACACAGAUGAAACAUGGCAGAAACUGAAAGAAGCAGUGGAAGCUAUCCAGAAUAGUACUUCGAUUAAGUACAAUUUAGAAGAACUCUAUCAGGCUGUGGAAAAUCUCUGUUCUUACAAGAUUUCUGCAAACUUGUACAAACAGCUGAGACAGAUUUGUGAAGAUCACAUCAAAGCACAAAUUCAUCAGUUCAGAGAGGAUUCAUUGGAUAGUGUUCUUUUUCUAAAGAAGAUCGAUAGAUGUUGGCAGAACCAUUGCAGACAGAUGAUCAUGAUCAGGAGCAUUUUUUUGUUUCUGGAUAGGACUUACGUUCUUCAAAAUUCAAUGCUACCCUCCAUUUGGGAUAUGGGACUGGAGUUAUUUAGGGCUCAUAUUAUAAGUGAUCAAAAAGUCCAGAAUAAGACAAUUGAUGGCAUUCUUCUUUUGAUUGAGAGGGAAAGGAAUGGUGAAGCAAUUGACAGAAGUUUACUGAGAAGCCUUUUAAGCAUGCUCUCUGAUUUGCAAAUUUAUCAGGAUUCUUUUGAACAACGAUUUUUGGAAGAAACUAACCGACUUUAUGCAGCCGAAGGCCAAAAAUUAAUGCAGGAAAGAGAGGUUCCUGAAUAUCUUCAUCAUGUUAACAAACGUCUAGAAGAAGAAGCAGACAGACUUAUUACUUACUUAGAUCAGACCACCCAAAAGUCAUUAAUUGCUACUGUGGAAAAACAACUUCUAGGUGAACACUUAACAGCAAUUCUUCAGAAAGGUUUAAAUAGCCUCCUUGAUGAAAACCGAAUUCAAGAUUUAUCUCUCCUGUAUCAGCUCUUCAGUAGAGUUCGAGGUGGCGUUCAGGUUCUCUUGCAGCAAUGGAUUGAAUACAUUAAGGCAUUUGGUAGCACUAUUGUAAUUAAUCCUGAAAAGGAUAAAACCAUGGUUCAAGAAUUGCUGGAUUUUAAAGAUAAGGUUGACCAUAUAAUUGAUAUCUGUUUCCUGAAGAAUGAAAAAUUUAUCAACGCCAUGAAAGAAGCAUUUGAAACAUUCAUUAACAAAAGACCAAACAAACCUGCUGAACUUAUAGCUAAGUAUGUAGAUUCAAAGCUUCGCGCAGGCAACAAAGAAGCUACAGAUGAAGAACUUGAGAAAAUGUUGGAUAAGAUUAUGAUUAUAUUUAGAUUUAUCUAUGGCAAGGAUGUUUUUGAAGCCUUCUAUAAGAAAGAUUUAGCCAAGCGCCUGUUAGUUGGGAAGAGUGCAUCUGUGGAUGCUGAAAAAUCAAUGCUGUCCAAACUUAAACAUGAAUGUGGAGCUGCUUUCACCAGCAAACUUGAAGGAAUGUUUAAAGACAUGGAACUUUCUAAAGACAUCAUGAUUCAGUUCAAACAGUAUAUGCAGAACCAGAAUGUACCUGGGAAUAUUGAAUUAACUGUGAAUAUCCUGACGAUGGGUUAUUGGCCAACAUAUGUGCCUAUGGAAGUUCAUUUACCACCAGAGAUGGUAAAACUUCAGGAGAUUUUCAAGACCUUUUACCUAGGCAAACAUAGUGGCAGGAAACUUCAGUGGCAGUCAACCCUAGGACACUGUGUGCUAAAGGCAGAAUUUAAAGAGGGUAAAAAGGAACUCCAGGUCUCUCUUUUUCAAACACUGGUGCUGCUAAUGUUUAAUGAGGGAGAAGAGUUCAGUUUAGAAGAGAUCAAGCAGGCUACCGGAAUAGAGGAUGGGGAGUUAAGAAGAACACUGCAGUCAUUGGCUUGUGGCAAAGCUAGAGUUCUGGCGAAAAAUCCAAAGGGUAAAGAUAUUGAAGAUGGUGACAAGUUCAUUUGUAACGAUGAUUUCAAGCACAAACUUUUCAGGAUAAAGAUCAAUCAAAUUCAGAUGAAAGAAACGGUUGAGGAACAAGCAAGCACCACAGAAAGAGUAUUUCAAGACAGACAGUAUCAAAUUGAUGCUGCAAUUGUUCGAAUUAUGAAGAUGAGAAAGACACUUAGCCACAAUCUCCUUGUUUCAGAAGUGUACAACCAGUUGAAAUUUCCAGUAAAGCCUGCUGAUCUUAAGAAGAGAAUAGAAUCCUUAAUUGACCGGGACUACAUGGAAAGAGAUAAAGAAAAUCCAAACCAGUACAAUUAUAUUGCAUAAAAUGUUGGCCUUGGAGCAUUUGGUGUCAUAAACAGUAACCAGUGGAUAAACUAACCUGUUAUUAUUUGACUUCUUUUAUACUACCAAUGACCAAAUGAAGCAGUGUAAUGGAAAUAGUUGAGUGACUUUUCAGUGGUUAACAUGCCCAUUUAAAGAGUAAUACUUACCUUUAAGAAGAAUGUUGUUGAACUCUUUGCAUGUUAUUUAGUAUGAUGUGCAGAAAACUCUUAAGAAAGUACCUGGUCUUCAUGAUUCCUAUUUGGAACUGGGGAAGAGGUCCCUAUGGCUAUUAAAAAAAAGAGGAGGGGGGUUCUUAUACACCAUUAAUUAUGAAGCAAAAGGUUUAUUUGCUUAAAAUGUCAUUUAAAGAUACUUAAACUGCAUGCAAACUUUAUUUACUGUACAGAGUUCUGGAUGUAUUUAUCAAAUAGAAAAACCACCCUGGACUUGGUUGUUCACCUGUUUUGUGAUUUCCCUUGAAGAGAAAAAUAAGUUGUCAUAGCUAUUGAUAUUUUACUAAGUAAUGUUCUGUUACACUGAAAGGGAUGUUUUUAAAAAUUUUAUUUGGAAACAAGUUUUCAAGCAGAGGGACAGUUGCUUACAUAGUCUUGUAUACACACAUCCUAAAAUGUUCCCAUGGGAUGUGUGUAUAUGGUUCAGCCCUGAGUUUACUGUGCUGAUUAACAGGUACUUAUAAAAAUAGCUGAAAUAGAAAAUUGCUGGUCAGUUGUACUAGAAGAACAUGGUAGGAGAGAAAAAUCCAACUCUUUCUUCAUAUUAAAAAUGAAUAUAAUAUGAACAUCGCAAAAGAGACCAAAACCCACGUGUUGUGUAACUUUUUACAAGAGCAAAAAUUCAUAAACUAGUUUUCAACUUCCUUUAGACUUUAAUGUUGUUUGGACAGUUUUGUCUUUAACUUGGACCAAUUGUAGAUUGUUACAGGCUUCCUGGGAUUUAGCAUUCCUAUUUUCUCUACCAAAGUUUUUUUUUUGGAAGCACCUCAACU